Molecule: messenger RNA, 1217 nt
Organism: Boleophthalmus pectinirostris (great blue-spotted mudskipper)
Lineage: Eukaryota; Metazoa; Chordata; Actinopteri; Gobiiformes; Gobiidae
Product: trafficking protein particle complex subunit 5-like
Exons: 3
Coding region: 94-660 (188 amino acids)
Biological process (GO): endoplasmic reticulum to Golgi vesicle-mediated transport
Cellular component (GO): TRAPPIII protein complex; TRAPPII protein complex; TRAPPI protein complex
Source: RefSeq, a predicted model, not a curated record
UAUCUUUCCAGCAGAUGGCGCUAGAGCUAAAGUACAAAAGAAGAAGAAGAGGAAAGGGAUAGCUGCAGGAAAGUGGCAUAAAUAAAGAUUAAAAUGGACAACCGUUUUACUAAAGGAAAGUCCACCAUCCUGGAGCGUCCGUUGACCCGGCCUAAGACAGAAGUGAGCGUGAGCGCGUUCGCCCUGCUCUUCUCUGAGAUGGUGCAGUACUGUCAGAGCCGCGUGUACUCGGUCACAGAGCUGCAGUCUCGACUUUCUGAGAUGGGCCAGAGUGUGGGGGCCAGUCUGCUGGAUGUGCUGGUGCUCAGAGAGAAGAACGGCAAGAGGGAGACCAAAGUGCUUAACAUGCUGCUGUUCAUUAAGGUGAAUGUGUGGAAAUCCCUGUUUGGAAAAGAAGCCGAUAAGCUGGAGCAAGCCAAUGAUGAUGACAAGACUUAUUAUAUUAUAGAGAAGGAUCCUCUGAUUAACGCCUACAUAUCUGUGCCUAAGGAGAACAGCAGCCUCAACUGUGCAUCCUUCACGGCGGGGAUUUUGGAGGCUAUUCUCACACACAGCGGCUUCCCUGCCAAAGUCACUGCUCACUGGCACAAAGGCACCACACUCAUGAUCAAGUUCAAUGAAUCGGUCAUAGCCAGGGACAAGGCGCUGGAUGGACGAUGAUCAAAUGUAAUGCCGCUCAUUUCAGGACUCAUUUCUAGGUUUAUUUAUUUCAAAUCAUGUUUUUUUUUUUUUUUUACAAAGUGUCCAGUAUUGGAAGUAUGUGACUGCAUUACAAGUACUGUAUUACCAAAUUCUUUUCCAGUAUUGUAGUUCCAGUUCAGCCCUUUGACCAUAGAAAAACAGUGUGUGUGGGUGAAUAUGCACUGUACUAUCGAGACAAGUGCAGGAGCCAAUGUACAACAAGCACGUAUAUAAUCUUAAAUGUUACAGUUGUUGUAAUAGGUUCAGAAUGUCCUUCCUUUUUAUUGCUGAAUCAUGAAACAAAAUGUCUGACUCCUACAAAAUAAUAAAUGGAUGUCUUGAUUUGAUAGCCUACAGUUCUUUGUUAGCUAAAGCAAUAUAUGAGAAAGUGACACAUUGUAAAAUUAUUAACUAUGUGACAGACAUUUUAUUGCGUGUUUGUUUCAUUUUUUUUUUUUUUUAUCUUACUCGUGAGUUGCGAUGUCAAUGUCAGUUUCCUUUAUAAUUAAAAAUACACCUUUCAUAAAAAAAAAAAA